UGCAUCGGCGGCGGAGGUGCGCCGCUCACCCCGCCUCUCCGCUCGUCCCGCCCGCCGCGGCCGAUGACCGCCCCACCCGAGACCGCGGCCACUCGAAAAAACGGCGGCGAUGAGGAGGCCCGGCCCUUGGCGCAGACCCGCGCUCCCGAGCGGCGGCGGCGUCGGAUCCGACCGCCUCGCGGGGCCAGCCCUCCCAUCCGCGCCGCGCCGCGUCGCCGCCGGCAUGGAGGCCCGUGCUCGGGCAGCCUCCGCGGCGUCGUCGGCGUCGGUGCGGCGGCGGGGUCUUUGGGUACCGCGUGGCGGUGGACCGGCGCGGCUUCCGGUCGAGGGUUCCGGCGACGCCAAGCCGUAGAUCUGAGCCGCCGUCUGCACCUCGUUUCCUCCAUGUUUCGAUCUGGAUUAUAUAAACGAGAGAGAAAACUGGCUCCAGAAGUUCUUGUAACCCAGCUCAAGUGGUUUCAAGCAUUGCUUGGUGCAUCUAUAUGUAAGAAUUCACGGAUCGUGGAGUAUCAGGAUUCUAUCAACAAGAGAGAAGAGGCUCUAGAAGUUCCUGUAACCCAGCUCAAGUGGUUUCAAGCAUUGCUUGGUGCAUCUACAUGUAAGAAUUCAUGGAUCGUGGAGUAUCAAUUAGAGCUGGAUUUCAAUUCCUUCAUGAGCCCCCUGCAUAAAGACAAUCGAGACACUUGUGGGUAUUUUGAUCAUGUGCUUAUUUUAGUGGCCCUGUCCUUGGAUGGUCAUUUCUUACGAGUGAUAACCAGGGCAGUUUCACCAAGGUAAGAACAGAUUGAUCUGGUGAUGGAGACACCGGGGGAAGGAUCGUAUAAUCAUGCAAAGGCGAAUCUGAGGCCACUCAAAUGCAGAUCUUGUUAGAUGGAGGUCAGUAGGUAUCAGGAGAUUAGAAUAACCAAUAUCCUUUUCUGUUUAAUGCAAAAGUAUUGUUUGUAUUGCUAUUGUUUGAUCUUCCACAAGGUUCUGGUUCCUCCUAAAUGCAGGUUGGGCAUGUUGUUUGGUCAUUUGUUCUUUCCGUUCUCCUAGUUGUACUUCUUUACGGUUUGCAAUCAUUUUGCUGCUUUCAGGAGAUAGCAUAUUCUCGGUUGGUUCUUCAGUCAUCUAAUCCAUGAUCAUUUUGCUGCUCUCAGGGGAUAGCAUAAUCUUGGUUGGUUCAUCAUAUAUCAUAUGAUUUUGCGUGUAGACAUUACUAUUGAUUGAUGUUCCACAAGAUUCUGCUUCCCACCUUAUUUAAAUUUCUAUGGAUGACCACAAAUUCUUAUGGAUAAACAAUGCUUUCCUUUUCUGUUUAAUGCAAAAGUAUUGUUUGUAUUGCUAUUGUUUGAUCUUCCGCAAGGUUCUGGUUUCUCGUAAAUGCAGGUUGAGCAUGUUGUUUGGUCAUUUGUUCUUUUCGUUCUCCUAGUUGUACUUCUUUACGGUUUGCAAUCAUUUUGCUGCUUUCAGGAGAUAGCAUAUUCUCGGUUGGUUCUUCAUAUCUAAUCUAUGAUCAUUUUUCUGCUCUCAGGGGAUAGCAUAAUCUUGGUUGGUUCAUCAUAUAUCAUAUGAUUUUGUGUGUAGACAUUACUAUUGAUUGAUGUUCCGCAAGAUUCUGGUUUGGUCCCACCCGCCGUCGAGUCCUUGAAUGCUGGCAUGGCCGCCGCUGCUCUCGCCCCUUCUGUUUUUUUUAUUUCGCAACGAGUUGAACUUGGGGUUUGGUUCCACGCGUGGGGAACAUGGGUUAAACCCUGGUGGGGUGGAAGCCCAAUGGUCUGGGGCCGGGUUUGGAAGGCGUAUAAACCCGUUUGGGUCCAAUUGAAAGCGCAUAUAAGGUAGUCCGGGAUACAACCCUCAUUGGGGCUAAAACCAUGUGGUUCAGCCGGGUUUUGGUCGGAUCCAGGCGGGGUUGAAAUUAAACAAACAAGGCCUUAAUGCGUAGGAUUCAACAAUGCGAGGAAUCGAGCUGUGGCACAGCCAAAACCUUUAUAAGAGCCUCUUCAGCAGCUGCCCUAUUUUAGGGAACGAAAAGUUUGAGUAAAAAAAUUUGGGCACGAGAAUGCGUUUUUUUGGGCACGAACAAGCACCGUCUCCAACAGCGGCCCUAAAAUUGGGCACAAAAGAUCCAAAAUUGAAACUACCGUCGUUUCUGAACCUUCAACUGUCGAAACUGAACUUGGUCGCUGCACUUGCCCGCUACACUGAACUUGGCCACUUCACUAGAGCUGACCCAACAGCGCAGCCGGCCUCAAUCGAGUAGCAGCAGCCUGGCUGGCCGGCUGGCUUCCAUCCAGCAGCAGCAC
Messenger RNA from Triticum dicoccoides, 2285 nucleotides. RefSeq lists its product as uncharacterized. Lineage: Eukaryota; Viridiplantae; Streptophyta; Magnoliopsida; Poales; Poaceae. The transcript has 4 exons. The record is from RefSeq and is a predicted model, not a curated record. Bases 64 to 777 code for a protein of 237 amino acids.